Messenger RNA from Plodia interpunctella (Indianmeal moth), 4358 nucleotides. RefSeq names its product Vacuolar protein sorting 11 (gene Vps11). Gene Ontology annotation, cellular component: HOPS complex; endosome. NCBI's taxonomy places the organism in Eukaryota, Metazoa, Arthropoda, Insecta, Lepidoptera, Pyralidae. The coding region runs from base 158 to 3340 and encodes 1060 amino acids. Gene Ontology annotation, molecular function: protein binding; protein-macromolecule adaptor activity. The transcript has 18 exons. The record is from RefSeq and is a predicted model, not a curated record. Gene Ontology annotation, biological process: organelle fusion; intracellular protein transport; vesicle-mediated transport.
UUGACGUCGAUUCGAUUGUGUCGAUCAGUUUGGUCCGUGAUUUGUUGGUUUUACUUUUCCCUUAAAUUUUAUUAAAUCAGUGUAAUUAGAUGAUAAAAAUAAUAAUAGCAAAUAUUUACCUAUGAUGAAUAUUGGAUGAAUACACUUCAUCAUCAUUAUGGCGUUCUUGGAGUGGCGAAAGUUCACUUUUUUCGAUGUUCAUAACAACGUCGAUAACGGCAAAGUUGCAGAAUGUCUUCAAGAUACCCAUGUGACUGUGUCGACAAGUGGGAAUGGGCAUGUCAUAUUUGGUGAUGUGACAGGCUGGGCUCACCUCAUCACCCGCUGUUGGGAAAUCACCUCAUUCAAGGCUUACGAGCUGACAAUAUCAUUAGCCCAGCAGCUCCCACAUGAUCCAUUCUUGGUUACAAUUGGAGAUGAUGAAGCUGGUGUAAACCCAAUGAUCAAGGUAUGGGACUGGUCCCGGAUGGACCGGCAUGGCAACCCCAAGUGUGUGCGGGUGUGUCGUGCAGUGCCCUCUCACAUGCACCCCACACCAGCCACAGCUUUGGCUGUGCAUGAGAAUAAGAACCUAAUAGCAGUAGGGUUCCAAGAUGGCUCGGUGUCACUGUUCCGUGGGAACAUAGCGCGGCAACGCAGUGGUGAAAUGAAGACCUUAUCUGACACGGGAACCAGUCAGAUCACCGGACUUGCCUUUAUGGGUGCGAACAAGCUGUUCAUAGUGUCGCGCGCGCAGGUGUCGCUGCAGCAGCUGGACGCGGAGCGCAGCGUGACGCUGGAGGCGCACGGCGCGCCGCCGCACUGCUGCGCGCGCGCGGACGCGCACGGCCUUACGGUCGCCAUCGACAAUGCAAUUUACUGUUACACAGCGGAAGGCAGAGGCCCGUGUUACGCACUGGAAGGCGAAAAAGUCCGCCUAGAUUGGUUCCGUUCCUACCUAGUUAUAACCAUCAACGAAUCAGCUCCAAAAACCACUGAUCCCUCUAGUUCCAAUGCGAAAUCCCACAGAAUAACCAUACUUGAUAUACAGAACAAAUUCAUAGUAUUCUCAAAAAGUUUCGAUCAAAUCGACGCGGUUUUGACUGAAUGGGGUUCGUUCUAUAUACUAACAAAGAAUAAAGAGAUGAUAUAUUUGGAGGAGAAGGACCUGCAAUCGAAGUUAUCUCUACUUUUUAAAAAGAAUUUGUAUGACGUCGCUAUAAGGAUAGCGAGCAGCCAGCAUUACGAUGUGGAGGGCUUCACGGAGAUCAAUAAGCAGUAUGGUGACCAUUUGUAUAGUAAGGGCGAUCUCAAGUGUGCCAUAGAGCAGUACAUCAAAACCAUCGGUCGACUGGAAACUUCGUACGUAAUCCGCAAAUACCUCGAAGCAAGGGACUUAGAACCAUUAGUGUUAUACCUAGAAGAGCUACAUAAGAAGGGAUAUGCUACUGAGGACCACACAACUUUGUUACUAACUUGCUAUGUGAAGAUCGACCAGCAUGACCAACAAGGAAAGCUGAAAGAGUUCAUCAAUUCUAAGGACCGGGCCAUCGAUUUCGAUGUGGAUGUCGCUAUCAAGGUGGUCCGUCAAGUGAGUGUGGACGACGCCCUAUCACUGGCCGCGAACAACAAACGCCACGACUGGUACCUCACCAUCAUGAUCGAAGACAAGAAGGACUACAGCCGGGCCCUGGACUAUAUGUUGGACUUGGACUUUGAGGACGCUGAAGCGUUUAUGAAGAAAUAUGGACAUACACUCAUACAGCAUGAGCCGGAGGAGAGCACGAAGUUUUUAAAAAUUCUGUGCACGGACUACAAGCCUCGAAGCAAGCCAUUGGUGGACGAGAGCACGCUGUCGGGGCCCGCCGGAGACAGAGACCGGGCGCUGCCCGACGACUUCAUACACAUGUUCCUCAGCAACUCCGAGCGCCUGGUGGACUUCCUCGAGCAUAUGGUCGCGUCUCACUACAAGUGCUCCAAACUGGUGUACAAUGCUUUGAUUGAGCACUAUAUUCAUGUAUGGGGCAAAGCCACAGAAAACGAGAAGCUAGAAUACGAACAGAAGGUGCUCAAAGUGCUUCGCGAUCCCGAAGCGAACUACGACAAGGACCAGACUCUCAUCAUAUGCCAGAUGCUGGGCUUCAAGGCCGGCAUUCUGUAUCUCUAUGAGGAGAAUAAACUUUGGCGCGGGCAAGUAGCGCUGCACCUGCGCGAAGGCGACGAGGGCGCGGAGGCGGCGCUGGGCGUGUGCCGGCGGCGCGGCCAGCUGUGCCCGCGGCUGUGGCUGGACGUGCUGUGGUGGCCGCCGCCCGCCUCCGCGCUGCCUGAACUACUCAAUGUUAUCGAUAAUGAAAAGCUGCUUUCCCCCAUCCUGGUCAUAGACUGCCUCGCAAGCACACCCGCCUACACCCUCGGUGACGUUAGAAAAUACCUGAUGAGCGUUCUCAAGAGCGAGAAUGACGUCAUCACGCGCGAACAAGAGCUCGCACACAAAUACAAGUCGGAGAGUGAGAAAAUGAAACAAGAGAUACACAUGCUGCAACACGAACCGAUCACAUUCCAGAGUUCGAGAUGUGCCGCGUGCAACAGGCCUUUAGAGUUGCCCACUGUACAUUUCUUCUGUCAGCAUUCUUAUCAUCAGCAUUGUUUCCAAAGUUUCUCGGAGUCAGAGAGCGAAUGCCCUGCGUGUGCGCCGUCGCGCGGCCGCGGGGAUCCACAGCCGCAGCCUGCUCGCGCUGAAGCCCUACACGCAAGAUUACACAAUGACCAUGACCCUUACGCAGUGGUGUCGGAGUACUACGGGCGCGGGUUAUUCAAUAAGCUGACAGUAGUGACGGGGGCGCUCCAGGAGCCCCCGGCCCCCGCCCCCGGCCCCGCCCCCGCCCCCGCCGUCACGGCCCCGCCCGUGCAGACUUACGGACCGGGGGCUGAGGCGAAAAUCAGACUGCAAGAAGGCCAGAGUAGACAAGUGUUUGUUUCGAACACGAGCAAGCAAGUGGCCCCGAAAGGGACAACAGUGGUGCCGAUCCCGGAGGGCCGCAUGCGCGUGCUGGAGCAGCAGCGCUACAGCUCCAGUCUCGAGGCGAACCUGAAUAGACUCGAGCCUAAAGUCCACGUGCCUCAGCGCUCGCCGUUAUUGCCUCAUCAAUCGCAGAACUCAAUUACGGUGGAAGAGGCAAUCAGCGCCAGCAGCUCACCAAAGAUCUCUUCAGCCAUCAACCUCGGUAAGAACCCCUUCGAAGACGAUUACGACGAGUCCAAGAAUCCCUUCGCAGAAGACGAUGACGUCAUCACGGACCCCACCAACCCCUUCGCUGAGGAAGCCGACGAUUAUGACAAGAAUUUGAACCCUUUCUCCUGAAGAUUAGAGGUGAUUUUUGAGUGUUAGUUUUGGCCAACCAAUGAACGCCCUAUUAUUAAACGUUUCAUAUGAUUGCGGUUGUAGGUAUUGAGUGAAUCUAAUUUAUCUUCAUCAUUUCAGAUAUAUUUUCUGCCGAUUGUCGUGUGUAAGAUUGUUCUUUUUUUAAAUUAUAACUGCAUUUCAGUCUGAAAUUAAUUGAGUUUUGUAUUGAAUAAAUUUUAUUAUUUUAAAAUGUUCGUGCACUCGUUUCUUUUGUGCACGGAUUCGGUCAUGCGGCCAUGCGGGGCGUUCAUUUUAUUGAUUAGAACCUGACUGAAAUUAGAAUCGAAUCGAACCGAACAUUUUAAGUUCACUUUUUGAACGCUUGUCUUGAUAAUGGAUAUUUAAAAUUGGUAAAGUAAGGUCACCUGUCCACUGCGUCCAUCUCACCGGAUCCGAUAAAAAAAUUAAACUGCCUAACUAAUAAAUUCAGAGAGCUUAGUGUGGGUUUGUAAUUCACCUCUCACUAUCGAGUCGAUUUGCAGUGUUAUGUGACGCACGCCAUUUCUCAUAUUUGUGAUUUAAAAUAUUUCUUGAAGUGUUAUUUUAUUAAGUCAACAAUGGUAAUAAUAUAGCGCCUUAUAUAUCAUCCAUAAACAAUAUAAUAUACCAAUAUGCCUUUUAGAAAUAAGUUAUGUUUCCAAAACUAAACGAAAAUAGUGAAGACAUUUUUCUUUCAGUUUUGCAAGCGCACUAAACGCUCGUCAUUGUUCAAUCCUAGUCAUUAUUUGGCACAUUCACCAUGUAGAUUACCUAUAUUAGAUUACAUUCCAAAAAUCUAAUAUAUUGGUUUAAACACCCACAACUCAUUUGAAAAUAUAAAAUUAUGCUGAUUGUGUGAAAUGUUUGAUGGAAUAAGCAUGUAGGCCCUACAUAACGUAUAUCUGCUUGUUACUGAAAUAUAUUUUAUAUUUUGUACUGUAUACGUGCUAUAGUAAAUUAAGCAAAAUAUUAUUUAAUAAAUUUUUAUUUAAUUCAA